Molecule: messenger RNA, 3349 nt
Organism: Tetranychus urticae (two-spotted spider mite)
Lineage: Eukaryota; Metazoa; Arthropoda; Arachnida; Trombidiformes; Tetranychidae
Gene: Khc
Product: kinesin heavy chain
Biological process (GO): microtubule-based movement
Molecular function (GO): microtubule motor activity; ATP binding; microtubule binding
Source: RefSeq, a predicted model, not a curated record
AGUACAGGUCCUGUAUACUGAUGAUAGUAAAUAAACACUGUAGUGUUCAGAUUCGGAUCCAAAACGGUUACUUUUUUCUUGGGCUGAACCAACUCGUUUACCUUUUUGUGUUUUUUUAUUUCUGUGUAUAGAUAAUAAUUUUGACAGUUUUACAUAAACACCAUCAUUUACAUCGAUACAUUUUAAUCUACCAAUGUCGGCAGACAUUAAUGAUGCUGUUUGUAAUAUUAAAGUGGUCUGUAGGUUCAGACCUCUCAAUGAAAGUGAGGUUAAAGCUGGAUCAAAAUUUAUAGUUAAAUAUCCAACCAACACUGAAGAUUGUGUAUCAAUUGGGGGUAAAGUGUAUGUCUUUGACAAAGUGUUCAAACCAAAUGCAACUCAAGAUACCGUUUAUGAAGAAGCUGCAAAGACAAUCGUCAAAGAUGUGCUCAUGGGAUAUAAUGGGACAAUAUUUGCUUACGGGCAAACAUCUUCUGGUAAAACACAUACGAUGGAAGGUGUUCUCGGGGAUCCCAAACUUCAAGGAAUUAUUCCAAGAAUUGUCAAUGAUAUUUUCAAUUACAUCUAUUCAAUGGACGAGAACAUCGAGUUCCAUAUAAAGGUUUCAUAUUUUGAAAUUUACCUUGAUAAAAUAAGAGAUCUUUUAGAUGUUUCAAAAACAAAUCUAUCUGUUCAUGAGGAUAAAAAUCGCGUCCCCUUUGUCAAGGGGGCUACCGAAAGAUUCGUCACUUGUCCAGAGGAAGUUAUGGAAGUGAUAGAUGAAGGAAAAGCCAAUAGACAUAUUGCUGUAACAAAUAUGAAUGAACACUCAAGUAGAAGUCAUUCAGUUUUUCUAAUUAAUGUAAAGCAGGAAAAUCAAGAAAAUCAAAAAAAGUUAACAGGAAAACUCUAUUUGGUCGAUUUGGCCGGUUCCGAAAAAGUUAGCAAAACCGGGGCUGAAGGAAUGGUAUUAGACGAAGCUAAAAACAUCAAUAAGUCAUUAUCAGCUCUUGGUAACGUUAUUUCUGCCUUAGCUGAUGGCAAUAAAUCACAUAUUCCUUACCGAGACAGUAAAUUAACCAGGAUACUUCAAGAAUCUUUAGGAGGUAAUUCAAGGACAACUAUAAUCAUCUGUUGUUCACCGGCAUCAUUUAAUGAAAUGGAAACAAAAUCAACUCUCGAAUUUGGUAAAAGAGCCAAGACUAUAACAAAUGUUGUUGUUGUCAAUGAAGAGUUAACAGCUGAAGAAUGGAAAAGAAGAUGGGAAAAGGAAAGGGAAAAAGUUACUAAACUCAAAAAUUAUGUGAAUCGUGUAGAAAUGGAACUGAAUCGCUGGCGAACAGGUGAUAGUGUACCUUCAGAUGAACAAGCUAGUUUCAAAGAUUUAGACUCAAGCACUCUCAGUUUAUCGGAAUCCGUUCAAAAUCUCAGUGCCGUUGCUAAUACUCCUUUAGUUGGUGCUAUUUCUACCACUGUUGCAUCCGUUGAACCACUUUCCAAUGAGGAGAGAAUGAAGUUUGAAGAGGAAAGGACUCGAUUGUAUGCUCAACUGGAUGAAAAGGAUGACGAACUUGACAAACAGAGUCAACUCAUUGAAAAGUUGAAAGAACAGAUUCUUGAACAAGAGGAGCUCAUAAGUAACUGUAGACGUGAUAAUGAAUCAUUACAACAUGAGAUCAACAAGUUACAGCAAGAGAAUGAAUCAUCAAAGGAAGAAGUUAAAGAAGUAUUACAAGCCUUAGAGGAGUUAGCAGUCAAUUAUGAUCAAAAAAGUCAAGAAGUUGAAAACAAGAAUCGUGAAUUUGAAACAUUAAACGAAGAGUUAAACACCAAAUUGACCGCCUUAAACUCAGCCAAAUCUGAACUUCAACAAAUGAAGGAAAACAACACUCAUAUGAGGAGGAGGAUUAAUGAAAUGUUGAGUAACUUAUUGAAAGAUUUGUAUGAAAUUGGUGUUGUUUUGGGUAACAGUGCUGCAACUCCUAGUCUAAAGGAUACCGGGGAUUUGACAUCUGCAAAGAUUGAAGAUGAAUUUACUGUUGCCCGUUUGUACAUAACUAAAAUGAAGUCUGAAGUUAAAGCCUUAGCGUCAAGAUGUCAUCAAAUGGAAAGCUUUCAAAGUGAUUGUAAUAAGAAGAUUGAGCAAAAUGAAAAAGAACUGGCUGAAUGUCGUCUAUUGAUAAGUCAAUAUGAAGCUAAAAUGAACUCACUUCAAGAUUCAAUGAAAGAUAUAGAAAACAAGAAGCGAUCAUUGGAAGAAGUUGUUGAUCAAUUGAAUGAAGAGUGUGCAAAAUUAAAGGCUGCCGAUGAGAUGCACAAGAUGGCUCAUGAAGAGAAGGAGAAGGAAAAAGAUUCAGCGGAAAAGUUAAAGUUUGCUUUAGAAGAGCAAUUAGAGAAACACCGAGAAACACACCAGAAACAAUUAGCCGGAUUAAGGGAUGAAAUUGCCGAGAAGCAAGGUCAAAUUGACCAAUUACGCGACCAAAAUCAAAAAUUAUCGCUGGCACAAGAAAGAUUACAACAAGAGUAUGACAAGCUUAAAGCAGAGGAACAAGAGAAGAGUUCACGAUUGAAUGAACUGAUAAUGUUAAGUGAUAGACGAGAACAAGCCAGACAAGAUCUUAAAGGAUUGGAGGAAACAGUGGCAAAGGAACUGCAAACUCUACAUAAUCUAAGGAAAAUGUUUGUAUCUGAUUUACAAAGCCGAGUCAAAAAGUCAGCAUUAAAUGACGAUGAUGAGAAUACUGGAGGUUCUCUAGCUCAAAAACAAAAAAUAGCUUUCUUAGAAAAUAACUUGGAUCAAUUAACUAAAGUUCAUAAACAGUUGGUUCGAGAUAAUGCUGAUCUAAGAUGUGAAUUACCUAAACUGGAAAAGAGACUUCGUACCACUCAUGAACGAGUUAAAGCUCUAGAAGCAGCAUUGAAAGAAGCCAAAGAGCUUGCUCUUCGUGAUAGGCGAAGAUAUCUUUUUGAAUUAGACAGAAUUAAGGAGGCUGUUCGCAACAAAAAUCUAUCUAGACGAGGAAAUGCUCCACAAAUAGUUAAACCCAUUCGAGCUGGUCAACAACCAACUCAUCAAACUAUCGGAGGAACGACCGUUGCCCGAGGAAUAGUCACUGGCAGAAAUCGCAAUGUUAAUAAUCCUGAAUGAGGAAUCUAUCCUUUGGACAAGACAGAAUAUUUAUUACGUGUCAAUUUUUGUCCCCAUUUGCAUAAAAUGAUAAAAAACAAAUUUAACAAUAAUUAACAUUUCAUCAUCAUGAAGAAAUACAAAAAAAGUAAAAUUAUAAUUCUCAGUUUCUUAACUAAGACAAAGAUAAUUUAAGUUAUUAAAAUUGCGUGAAUUAAAGUAGUUUCGUCGAAUCAAGAA